Molecule: messenger RNA, 1268 nt
Organism: Bufo gargarizans (Asiatic toad)
Lineage: Eukaryota; Metazoa; Chordata; Amphibia; Anura; Bufonidae
Product: zinc transporter ZIP10-like
Exons: 2
Coding region: 642-1268 (208 amino acids)
Source: RefSeq, a predicted model, not a curated record
GGAUGGUGCGUUCCACGUUGGAACGCACUCGUGGACCACACCGGACGUGUCACAUGACACGGAAACUUCCGGUUCCUGCCAAGGAAGGAGCGUGAUACGGACACCUGGAGCCUUUCUAUGACAUGAUACUUGUGUGUGGGAGAUAAGUGCUGAGUUCUGGGCUCCCGAGGAAAGAGUCCCCGAAACGUUGAGAGGUGUUUGUCCUUGUGGAGCGUCGCCCUUAUUGGAUGAAGUGUCUGCCUUAUGUCUGGAGUAGGACUCCUCUAUUAGGACAGGACAUCUCUGGACUGAGGGGGUGGAUUCAAAAUGAAGGUACACUUGCACACGAAAUUUUGCUUUUUUUGCUUGUUAACUUUUAUUUUUCCUCACUGCAACCACUGCCACGGGUACGUGCACGACCACACCUCCGAAGAAAGCCACACUCACAGUCACAACGACUACCAGAUGUCACAGGAGCCCUACCUGCAGACUCGAGACUCCGAGCCGUCCACGAGCAAGUCUCCAUCGUCCGAAGCCGAGCACGAGCAAAAGUACUUUAUCGAAAAAUUAUUCCAUCGCUAUGGGGAGAACGGAAGAUUGUCGUACUACGGGCUGGAAAGACUUUUAUCUAGUUUGGGUCUGGGGAAGUUGAAAGAGAUUAAAUGGGCCACGAGGACACUGACCACGAUCCAGUUUCACAUUUGGAUUUGGAUCAUGUAGAUUCCCACCCCCAUGAUAAAAAUGAAUCAAAAACUGCCAAGGAGUGUAAAGACAAAAAGGCGACGAAAGCCAUCCACAAAAAUCACCCGCACCACCACGUUCAUAAUGCCACAUACCAUUCUCACAACAGUAGCCACCAUAAUCACACGGCCAGCCACGUGUCGCUCGACGGAAAGACAGACGAAGCCUUGAACGGUACAAAUACGACCCUGGAGCAAAACAAAAAGAAAACGCGCAAGCAUAAAGAGAGGCGGAAAGGGGCAAAAACCAGCGAGGUGACCGUAGACUCUCAGUUAGAUUUUGAACAUGCUCAGGAUGAGAACAAGCUUGGGUACAACCCCGACCAUAACCACGCUGAAUCGCUUCGAUCCAACGUGGACGCUGAUAAUCUCGAAUCUGAAGAACACAAGCAGGGCUCUGAAUAUCUUCAGAGAAACACCCGGAAAAGAGAGGCUCCCAAUCAUCACACUACUAUAAAAACCCACACGAGAAGUCACACCCCACAUGACGAUAAAGUGCAUGAACAUGAUGAGGUAAGUGCAGGACAAUGCUUCUGGAUGCUACCCUGA